UCUGGAAAAAUCCCUCAACCAUGAGGUUGAUCCUGUUUUUUGGUGCCCUGUUGGGACACAUCUACUGCCGAGAAACGUUUGUGGGAGACCAAGUUCUUGAGAUUCUACCAAGGGAUGAGGAACAAAUAAAGAAUCUGGUGGAGCUGGAGUCUGAAGAACAUCUUCAGCUUGAUUUCUGGAAACCUACUACCACCCCAGGGCAGACAGUCCAUGUCCGGGUUCCCUUUGUCAACCUCCAGGCAGUCAAAGUUUUCUUGGAGUCCCAGAGAAUUGCUUACUCCAUCAUGAUUGAAGAUGUCCAGGUUCUGUUAGACAAAGAGAAUGAAGAAAUGCUAUUUAAUCAGAGAAGAGAACGGACAGGAAACUUCAACUUUGGGGCGUACCAUAGCUUGGAGGAGAUUUCUCAAAAAAUGGAUGACCUCGUGGCUGAGUACCCGGAUCUAGUGAGCAAAGUGAAGAUUGGCUCUUCUUUUGAGAACCGGCCCAUGAACGUGCUCAAGUUCAGCACCGGUGGGGACAAGCCAGCCAUCUGGCUGGACGCUGGGAUCCAUGCUCGUGAGUGGGUUACACAAGCCACUGCCCUGUGGACUGCAAAUAAGAUCGCAGCUGAUUAUGGGAAUGAUCCUUCUCUCACUUCCAUUUUGGACACAAUGGAUAUCUUCCUACUGCCUGUCACAAAUCCAGAUGGAUAUGUGUUCUCACAAACCAAAAAUCGGAUGUGGCGGAAGACCCGGUCCAGGGUCCCCGGCAGCCUCUGUGUGGGUGUGGAUCCCAACCGGAACUGGGAUGCUGGAUUCGGAGGACCUGGAGCCAGUAACAACCCUUGCUCUGAUUCCUACCAUGGACCCAGUGCCAAUUCCGAAGUUGAAGUAAAAUCCAUUGUGGACUUCAUUAAGGCUCAUGGAAACGUCAAAGCCUUCAUUACCCUACACAGCUAUUCCCAGCUUCUCAUGUUCCCCUUUGGCUACAAGUGCACCAAGUCGGAGAACUUUGAAGAGUUGGAUCAAGUGGCCCAAAAGGCUGCCAAUGCCUUGAAGAGCCUGCAUGGCACCAGUUACAAAGUGGGACCAAUCUGCUCUGUCAUCUACCAAGCCAGUGGCGGGAGCAUUGACUGGUCCUUUGACUUUGGCAUCAAGUAUUCAUUUGCCUUUGAACUGAGAGACACAGGACGCUAUGGCUUCCUUCUACCGGCCACCCAGAUCUUGCCCACAGCAGAAGAGACCUGGCUGGGCCUGAAGACCAUCAUGGAGCAUGUGCGAGACCACCUGUACUAGGGACCCAGGGAGUAAACACCAUUAAAAUAUCUUUUGCUCGAAG
Molecule: messenger RNA, 1317 nt
Organism: Elephantulus edwardii (Cape elephant shrew)
Lineage: Eukaryota; Metazoa; Chordata; Mammalia; Macroscelidea; Macroscelididae
Gene: CPA2
Product: carboxypeptidase A2 (pancreatic)
Exons: 11
Coding region: 21-1274 (417 amino acids)
Biological process (GO): proteolysis
Molecular function (GO): zinc ion binding; metallocarboxypeptidase activity
Source: RefSeq, a predicted model, not a curated record